Molecule: messenger RNA, 1305 nt
Organism: Thyridium curvatum
Lineage: Eukaryota; Fungi; Ascomycota; Sordariomycetes; Thyridiales; Thyridiaceae
Exons: 2
Coding region: 1-1305 (434 amino acids)
Biological process (GO): carbohydrate metabolic process; fungal-type cell wall organization
Cellular component (GO): fungal-type cell wall
Molecular function (GO): hydrolase activity, hydrolyzing O-glycosyl compounds; glycosyltransferase activity
Source: RefSeq, a predicted model, not a curated record
AUGACCAUCAACGUCGACUUCACCAAGGGCGAGGUCAACUCGUUCGUGCCCUCGGGCGGCGCCCCGACCUACGGGCCCGACGGCGUGUCCUUCACCGUCGCCCGGCCCGGCGACGCGCCCCAGCUCGCCAGCGUCUUCUACAUCAUGUUCGGCCGCGUCGAGAUGACCAUGAAGUGCGCCCCGGGGGCCGGGAUCGUCAGCUCCCUCGUCCUGCAGUCCGACGACCUCGACGAGGUCGACAUCGAGUGGCUCGGCGCCGACGCGGGCGAGAUGCAGACCAACUACUUCGGCAAGGGCCAGACGGGCUCGUACAACCGCGGCCAGUUCAACCCGGCGCCCAACAACCAGGCCCAGUUCACAAAGUACACCAUCGACUGGACGGCCGACCGCAUCGUCUGGUCCGUCGGCGAGACGGUCGUGCGCGAGCUCAAGUUCGCCGACGCCCAGGGCCAGUACCCGCAGACGCCCAUGCAGGUGAAAUUCGGCGCCUGGUCCGGCGGCGACCCGUCCAACCCGCCGGGCACCAUCGACUGGGCCCGGGGCCCGACCGACUACAGCAAGGGCCCCUUCAGCAUGACGGUCAAGUCGGUCGUCGUGUCGGACUACUCGACGGGCAAGCAGUACAAGUACGGCGACCAGUCGGGCACGUGGCAGUCCAUCGUGGCCGUCGACGGCCAGGUCAACGGCAACAAGGGGAAGGCGGCGCAGCAGACCGUCACCGCGACCGCCGCCGCCGCCACGUCCCUGUCGCCCUCGGUGCCCGCCGGCGGCAUCGGCAGGGGCGGCGGCUCCGCCACCACGACGACGCAGACCGGCUGGCCGUGGGUGGCGACGGCGUCGUCGGGCGCCAACUCGAUCCCCAGCGGCUGGGUCAUGACCCCGAGCGGCAAGAUCGUGCCGGCCAGCUCGACUGUUGACCUCCCCACCCCGCCCUCCUCGCAGGGCCCAUCGCCCUCUGCCUCCUCGCAGCCCGGCUCGGGCGCUGGUAGCGGCGCCGGUAGCGGCGGCCAAGGCGGCCAGGUCACCGUCACCGCCUUCGACGGCAAGGGCUUCCCGACCACCAUGACCGUGCCCGCGGGCUGGACCACCCUGCCCAAGAGCUACGACGGCAAGGGCUUCCUCGUCGCGCCCCCGGCCGCCACCGCCGCGCCGCCCAUGCCCGACGCCGGCGUCGGCGGCCUGGCCGUCAAGGCCGACGCCAAGAGCGGGAGUAGCUCCGCUGCUGCUGCUGCUGCCGCCGCUCGCGUCUCUGGGCUGGCGCUGGCUGCGGCCGCUGGCGUGCUGGGUCUGUAUAUUCUUGUGUGA